AUGCAGCUGGGUACAUCGGGUCAACAGCUCCCAGCUUCCGGAGUUGCGGUGGUUACAGCCCGGCCAAAAGGUAUCCUAAAGUCUGGGACCGAGCCCAAGGUGCCAUAUCUUCUCCCUUCCACCCUCGAGUUCUUCUCAAUCCUCCUCCUCAUAUCUCUGUAUACCCGGGACUGCCCACCCUUCGCAGCCUGGUCUUGUAAUCUAUCUCGCAGGACCUCCGUGUAA
Molecule: messenger RNA, 225 nt
Organism: Clonostachys byssicola
Lineage: Eukaryota; Fungi; Ascomycota; Sordariomycetes; Hypocreales; Bionectriaceae
Source: the annotation of a GenBank genome assembly